CCGAGAAUGCUCCAAACAAAGGCAAAUCGAUCUAAUAUCGUCUCAUAUCUCGCCACGUGUAACUUCAAAUAAGUUCGCCCCCACUCGAUUAUUGCUUUUAGCGGCGCGUUUUAUUCAAUCGCCACCCAUCGCAACCUACCUUCCCGCCGAAGUCACCGGUCGGCUUUGUCCCUUCCCCGCCAUUAACGCCCAAACUCCAAAUUAUAUCAAAAAGCUCCGUGGCCAUGUCUUUCUCCAUUUCCUCAACUCUUUCCCUUUCCGCUUCCUCUUCUCUUCCCCAUGCUCUCUUUCCCCCUCCCCACUCUUCCAUGUCUCUCCUCCGCCGCCUGACAUCCGGCCGUCUUAGAUUCAACAUCCCUCAACCUCCCAGACGAUUCGCCACCGCGGCUGCUGCAGCCGUACGCCAGGAUACUGCUUCUUGGACCCACGCUCCUCUUAUCGAAGUCGAGCCCGCUGCCGAGUCUCUCUUCCACGUUUCCAUAGACGUGUCCGACGCGCCGGACCUCGUUGCUUCACACACGCGUGCUGGUCAGUACCUGCAGCUUCGUGUCCCUGACGUGGAGAAACCGACGUUCCUAGCCAUCGCGUCUCCUCCAUCUCUUGCGUCUUCGGAAGGCGUGUUUCAGUUCCUCGUGAAAAACGUGGAGGGAUCGAUCGCUGAGCUUUUAUGUGGAUUAAAGAAAGGAGAUGUCGUGCAACUCAAUCAGGUCAUGGGAAGCGGAUUCGAUGUCGAUCAAAUCGCGCCGCCGCAGAAUUACCCAACCGUUUUCAUUUUUGCCACUGGAUCUGCAAUCAGUCCAAUACGAUCUCUAAUUGAGUCGGGCUUCGGGGCGGUUAAGAGGUCUGAUGUGAGGCUAUAUUAUGGGGCAAGAAACCUCAAAAGGAUGGCUUAUCAGGAUAGAUUUAAAGAUUGGGAGUCUUCUGGUAUUAAGGUCGUGCCAGUAUUGUCACAACCUGAAAAUGAUUGGACUGGUGAAAGUGGCUAUGUCCAGGCUGCCUUCACUAGAGCAAAGAAAGCUUUCGACCCUCUCUCUACUGGUGUCAUACUCUGUGGUCAGAAACAGAUGGCUGAGGAAGUUACGUCAAUUCUUUUAGCAGAUGGAGUCUCUAGUGAGAAGAUACUAAAGAAUUUUUGAACAAACAAGGAGAGUAUAGUAUUGUUGUAUCAUCAAUUUGGUCAAAGAUGUUUAUAUUCGUUUUUUCACCCUACUGAUGAAGGUACGCACCUCAGCUUGAACUACAUAAUAAAAGUAUUUUAGGGACUAGAAGAUGAACACUAUAUAUAUGACCAGAAUUUUCUGGACUGAUGCUAAUACCUUGCCAAUUCCAAAUUGAGUGA
Cucurbita maxima (winter squash) is the source of this 1339-nucleotide messenger RNA. Its product is annotated as fruit protein pKIWI502-like. The transcript has 5 exons. Gene Ontology annotation, molecular function: oxidoreductase activity. Lineage: Eukaryota; Viridiplantae; Streptophyta; Magnoliopsida; Cucurbitales; Cucurbitaceae. Bases 225 to 1136 code for a protein of 303 amino acids. The record is from RefSeq and is a predicted model, not a curated record.